Rattus norvegicus (Norway rat) is the source of this 2199-nucleotide messenger RNA. The record is from RefSeq and is a predicted model, not a curated record. NCBI's taxonomy places the organism in Eukaryota, Metazoa, Chordata, Mammalia, Rodentia, Muridae.
CAGGCUGGGGGCUACCUGGGCAGCAGGAUGGGGUCUUGAGGGUGCUUCGAACUGCAACGUGGGCCCGAGGUGGGCGCGUCUGCUGCGGGACAGGUCGCCCAUAGCGUCCGGCUCGGGGCACCAUGUGGGCCGCUGCCACCAACUGAUAACUCUUGGGCCUGGACGCAACUGCUUGGACCAAACAAGCCACGAGUGCCGCCAUGUUUUCAGAGCAGGCAGCACAGAGGGCCCACACUCUGCUCUCCCCGCCAUCAGCCAGCAAUGCCACCUUUGCCCGGGUGCCUGUGGCCACGUACACCAACUCCUCACAGCCCUUCCGACUGGGAGAGCGCAGCUUUAACCGACAGUACGCCCAUAUUUAUGCCACACGCCUUAUCCAGAUGAGACCCUUCCUGGUGAGCCGGGCGCAGCAGCACUGGGGCAGCCAAGUUGAAGUGAAGAAGUUGUGUGAGCUGCAGCCCGGGGAGCAGUGCUGUGUGGUGGGCACGCUGUUCAAAGCCAUGCCUCUCCAACCCUCCAUCCUGCGGGAAAUCAGCGAGGAGCACAACCUGAUCCCCCAGCCGCCUCGGAGCAAAUACAUCCACCCAGAUGACGAACUGGUCUUAGAAGAUGAAUUGCAGCGUAUCAAACUGAAGGGCACCAUCGAUGUGUCAAAGUUGGUCACAGGAACGGUCUUGGCUGUGUUUGGCUCUGUGAAGGAUGACGGUAAGUUUCAGGUUGAGGACCACUGCUUUGCUGACCUGGCUCCACAGAAUCCUGUGCCCCCACUUGACACAGACAGAUUUGUGCUACUGGUGUCCGGACUGGGCCUGGGCGGCGGUGGCGGGGAGAGCCUCCUGGGCACGCAGCUGCUGGUAGACGUGGUGACGGGACAGCUUGGGGACGAAGGGGAGCAGUGCAGCGCUGCCCACGUCUCUCGAGUCAUCCUUGCAGGCAACCUCCUCAGUCAUAACACCCAGAGCCGAGAUUCCAUCAAUAAGGCCAAAUACCUCACCAAGAAAACCCAGGCAGCCAGUGUGGAGGCAGUCAAAAUGCUGGACGAGAUCCUACUGCAACUCAGCGCCUCAGUACCCGUGGAUGUGAUGCCGGGAGAAUUUGAUCCAACCAACUAUACGCUCCCACAGCAGCCCCUGCACCCCUGCAUGUUCCCCCUGGCCACUGCCUACGCCACACUCCAGCUGGUCACCAACCCAUACCAAGCCACUAUUGACGGAGUAAGGUUCCUGGGGACAUCUGGGCAGAACGUGAGCGAUAUCUUCCGGUAUAGCAGCAUGGAGGACCAUUUAGAGAUCCUAGAGUGGACCCUGCGAGUCCGUCACAUCAGCCCCACGGCCCCAGACACCCUAGGUAUCUGCUCAGUUACACUUGUGGGACGAAGGCCCGGGAUGGGUUCCCAGCACAGCCUGAUACUCAGAAAAGCUGUUUUGGCAACUGGUCUGGAACGUUCGUUCUGUCCAUGGUCAAAGCCUGCACCGUACAGACUGGGAGCAUACCGUCCUAGAACUGCUGGGCCGUGGGACCACAGAGCACUUUGGUCACAGUUGGGGUGCUGUUGGCAUUCAGUGAGAAGGGAGGGACCCCUUAGUGGGACAGCUCAACAACAGGCCUUCCUCCAGGGUGCUACCCCUUCUACAAAACCGACCCAUUCAUCUUUGCGGAAUGCCCUCACGUCUACUUCUGCGGCAACACUCCCAGCUUUGGCUCUAAAGUCAUCCGAGGUGAGUUUUACCUUCUGGGGGGCUCCAGGCCUGAGUCGUAAGGGACAUUUCUCCUCACUUGGGUGCAAAGGUCACUACAGGGUCAGACAGUCUGUGCGAUGGCUACUGUGCGUGCCAUGGUGUAGCUGACUGGGUUGAGAUGGCUCUGAGCACACGGUCCAACUGUGGCUGUUCUCUCUGAGGACUUCCCCGUAGGGCAGGCCCUCCCCAGAACCUAAGGUGGACCCCAUAUGAUUGUAUGCAGGUCCUGAGGACCAGGCCGUGCUGUUGGUGGCCGUUCCUGACUUCAGUUCCACACAGACAGCCUGCCUGGUGAACCUGCGUGGCCUGACCUGCCAGCCUAUCAGCUUUGCAGGAUUUGGGGCAGAGCAAGACGACCUAGAAGACCUGGGGCUGGGUCCCUAGUGAGAGGCAGCUGGGUCAGGACAUCAGCCUUGCAAUGUGAGCCCUGUAAAUAAAACAUGAAUUUUUACCAUCUGAA